UAUGAAAUUAAAUCCAAAAUAUCGUAAGAUAAACGAUCUAAUUAUUUUUAUUUUUAAAACUUAACAACACAAUAAUACAACUUGUCUACUGUCACCCACAAUGUCGCAUUUUUAGAUUAUUGAAGCCUCAGUCGAAGGCGAUCUUUACAUCUGAGCGCCUCAAAUUUAUUAUACUUCCUUAUUAUUUUUAUAAAAUUUAAUUUUUAUUUAAAUACAUCUAACAAAUAAUUAUAUACAUAUAUAUAUUUAUUGUUUAUAAUGCGUGAGUGUGAUAAAAUAAGUGAUAAAAAAUAUACGAACAAUGAAAAUGAAAGUAGUAAAUUACUUGAAAAAAAUAUUAAUAACAAUUUCGAUGAUGAGACUGAAGAAUUGACACUUGAAGAUUUGGCGCCUGAUGGUGGCUGGGGAUGGAUGAUUGCCAUUGCUAUGAUUAUUGUCUUCGUGACAACAAUCUGCGCAGGAGCUUCGUUUCCUAUAGUCUUCGGAGAGUUUUUUGAGGCUGCUGGGCAGUCGGGAUCGGCGAUGACGCUACUUAAUUCUGUUUUUAUGAUCAGCUUCUCAGUGUCAGGUGUGAUAGCAAACCCAUUGUUGAAGAAGUAUUCAAUAAGAUUAAUCAGCACUAUUGCGGCUGUUUUGUUCGCUUUUCCAAAUGUUUUGUCGGCUUUUGUUACACAUGUGUAUCAAUUGGCUAUUAUUUUUUUUAUACAGGGUAUGGGUGCUGGAUUGAUGAAUACAAUAACCAACGCUAGCUUCAAUGCGUAUUUUGUUAAAAAACGUGCUAAGGUAAUGAGUGCAGCUCAAGUUAUUAUUGGUUUAGGAGGUAUAGUCUACCCAAUGAUAAUUAAACAAAUGAUGGUCAAUUAUGGAUUUCGAGGGACGGCGGCAUUGAUUGGUGCACUUAGUCUGAAUACAAUAGUGGGAAUGAUGAUGAUGCACCCAGUCGAGUGGCAUUUGAGAGAUCCAAACGAGGUGCUGGAAGAAAGACGUCAAUUAAAAGCCAAAAACUCACUGUUAGUGCACUCGAAUUUAGCAAAAGUAAAAAUGAUUGGUUCGGAUUCUCGGCGAGCCACGAUACACGGAACUCAAGAUUUCAUGGAACCUACUCGCUGGAGUAGUUUGCGUAAUAUUAAAGAUGAUCCACAGUCUCAGGAACCUUUACUUAUUUUAAAUUCCAAAGCAAUAGAAGUUGUUAAUUCAGAUUUAGGAAACGAAAUGCGCCCGAGGUCUAGAUCGCAAUCAAUGAAAGUUAAAUUAACAAAUAGUUUGUCAAUAAUGCCAGCUUCCAGCAUUGGCAGCAUCACUGGAGCUUUAAUGGAAGCACAACAUCGUCGUGAGUUGACUACCAAAGCUUCACUUGAUGAAUUGAAAGAAUUAAGUAUCAAUAAUAAUAGUAAUAAUCAUAAUGAAAAAAAAAAAAUUAUUAUCAAAAGAAAAUCAAUCAUAAGUGAAAAACAAGAUCCUGAUUUUUUCCAACAAUUAUCAGAUUUAUUUGAACUCUCGCUUCUCAAAGACCGUACAUUCGUAAUAAUGAGUUUAGGAAUUUCAUUCGUAUUUGUAAGUGACUUUACAUUUGUAUCUCUCGUUCCUCUGGCGAUGAUGCACUCAGGAUAUUCAAACGCCGAAGCUGCAGUAACAGUAACAGUUGCAGCGGCUGCAGAAUUGGCGUCACGAAUUUUGUAUUUGAUAUUUACUUUAAUUGUUGAUUGUCGAGCUAAAAUAAUAUUUUUCUAUGCAAUGAUUGUCAUGGGUUUUGCUAAAUUAGCAUUUUUCUAUUUUGGUAGCACAUUAAUGGGAAUUUAUGUAUGCACAGCGGGAAUAGGAAUCGUAAGAACGUUUUUAAUGGUACCACAGCCAUUAGUUGUCGUAGAAAAUUAUCCCGUUGAAAUGUACGCAGCUUGUUACGGAAUAUUUACUCUGGUUAAUGGAGUUGCUAUGAUUAUAAUCGGACCAUUAGUUGGUAUAAUUAAAGAUGCAACGGACAGUUUUGAGGUGGGUCAACUUGUUUUAAUAGCUUUAAAUUGCGUGUUCAUCGUACCUUGGGCGUUUGAAUUGUUGGUCGAUUAUCGAACGAAGAGAAAAAAUAAAAUUAAUGAUAAUAGUAAUAAUGCGAUAGCUUAAUU
This is a messenger RNA of Microplitis demolitor, 2120 nucleotides long. RefSeq lists its product as uncharacterized. NCBI's taxonomy places the organism in Eukaryota, Metazoa, Arthropoda, Insecta, Hymenoptera, Braconidae. The coding region runs from base 259 to 2118 and encodes 619 amino acids. The record is from RefSeq and is a predicted model, not a curated record. Gene Ontology annotation, molecular function: monocarboxylic acid transmembrane transporter activity. The transcript is spliced from 9 exons. Gene Ontology annotation, biological process: transmembrane transport; monocarboxylic acid transport.